UGUGUGGAGAAAGCAUAAAUUUGUGUGCAUGGUACUAGUCGGGCUGGCAGCAUGUUUGAGUAGCAGCGUAUUGGUUGAGAGCAUGUAAGUGAGCUCAGAGCUGAGAAAGGAGGGGCUUUUAGACUCAACAGCACAGACUGAGUGGGACCGUGGAGAUGAGUAGUUAUGCGGCAGAAGGAGGGAGCAGAAUAUCAGUUCUGGAUUCUGAGAGAGAGAGAGAGAAGGAUACCGGCAGAUUAUUCUCUUGUUUUUUGGACUUUUCUCUUCUUCUCUUCUGUUUGGAUUGCUUUACUUCCUUUAAAUCUGUCCCUAUGCUGCUGAUCCCAUCUCUCCAGGCGGUCUUUGAUGCGCUGAUUCCAGAGUUUUCUCAGUCUUAGUUAGCCCCCCCAUAUUAUCUGUCAUUCUAAUCUGAUGGUGAGCCGUUCCUUCUUCAAUGUCUCCUUGUGAGCGUCAUCCUCUCGUCUCUGCACCGUUCAUUUCUUUGUGGUAUUACAAUGCCAGUACUGGAGAGGCUCUGGGGUCCAGAUCUCAGGAUGCAGGACUCUGGUCUCGGUGUCGGGGUCUGUCCCGACGAGCCUCCUGGCUCACGAGUGUGGACUCCCCCUGUCACUUGUGCUGGCCUGUCGCUGGCCCUGGAACUUCCCGCUCUGAUCCGGCAGCUCAGGGCGGCCUGGAGAGCUCGCAGGGGAGACCCUCGGAGGGUGGAGAGGAGUGAAGGCAACAGUUGGGUGGAAGAAGAGCAGGAGGAGGCUGACGAGGUCAAAGAGAUCAAGCAGGUCACAGGGAACAGCAAUACACACCUGGAAGCUGAUGGCAGGCUGAACGCCGGUCAUGCUGGUGUGUUGCUGGCUGAGAGACGAGGUUCUUACCCGCCGAUUGAUCUGCGGAUCCUGAAAACAAAUUCACAGCCAGGGGAGGUCGAGUCCGGCACUAGGAGAAAGCUGAAGCGUCUGUUAAGCUUCCAGAGAUACUGCCAUGCCUCCAGGUUGCUGAGGGGAUUAAUGCCUCACACUCCCGGGUCCCUGCACUUGCUGGAUGAUGACUACUUGGGACAGGCAGCUCACAUGCUCUCAAAAGUAGACACAUGGAACUUUGACAUUUUCCUCUUCGAUCGUCUUACAAAUGGUAACAGUCUUGUGACUCUGAUGUGCCAUCUCUUCAAUGUUUGUGGACUGAUUCACCACUUCCAGCUGGACAUGGUUAAACUACACAGGUUUCUUGGAAUGGUGCAGGAAGAUUACCAUUCCCACAAUCCAUAUCAUAAUGCUGUUCAUGCUGCUGACGUUACUCAAGCCAUGUACUGCUACAUAAAAGAGACCAAGCUGGCAGAGCAGCUGACUCCUCUGGAUGUGUUCCUGGGUCUGAUGGCGGCAGCAGCUCAUGACGUGGAUCACCCUGGAGUCAACCAGCCUUUUCUCAUUAAAACCAGACACCACCUGGCAUCCCUCUACCAGAACACCUCUGUGCUGGAGAGCCACCACUGGAGAUCCACCGUGGGCAUGCUGCGAGAGUCUGGUCUGCUGAGCCACCUGCCGGCCGACAUGUCGCAGGACAUAGAGCAGCAGCUGGGCUCUCUCAUCUUGGCCACAGACAUCAACAGACAAAACGAAUUCCUGAUAACUCUCCGAGAGCAUCUGGACAACCAGGAUAUGGACCUUCAGCUGGCCACACACAGGCAUUUCAUACUCCAGAUUGCCCUGAAAUGCGCUGAUGUGUGUAACCCAUGUCGGGAGUGGGAGCUGAGCAGGCAGUGGAGUGAGAGGGUGUGUGAGGAAUUUUAUAGGCAGGGUGACCUGGAAAGGAAAUUUGACUUGGAGAUCAGUCCUUUGUGUGACCAACAGACAGACUCUGUGCCAGCCAUCCAGAUUGGUUUUAUCUCCUACAUCGUGGAGCCUCUGUUUGAGGAGUGGCAGCGCUUCACUGAGCCCAGCAUGCUCAGCCAAAUAAUGAUGGGGCACCUGCACAAGAACAAGGCUUGCUGGAGCCGACUCAGAUACGUACACACACUUGCAGAAACAAAAACUCACCCCCAUGCCGAAGAGCCUGAGCCUGAAGGAGGACAAGAGGAGGCAGAGGACAUCCCAUAAUAUCUCUCUUGUUGCUCUGAUGGGUUUUAAUCUCCAGCAUACAUGGAGGGGAGACGUUUUAAUCCAAAUCCAUGUUUAUUCUCCAGCACGUUUGUUUCCACAGCUGGUUGCCCUUACAGUGGGAGCACUGGAAGGCAGCGUGGCCAGGAAACAAAGAAGUAUAGCUCCCCCUGGUGGAGCAGUGGUUGAAUGUAGCAUUGCAGGAGAAAAAGAAAUGGAAGUGGAUUCACUGAGGAGCAGAAUGAUCUUAGUAAGAAAAUCAAAUGUGGACAUGCUUUUGUUUGUAACUUUGCGCUCAAAUAGGACUAAAAGGUUAACUAGUUAACAUGUGUUAACUGAGGGUUCACAUGUGGAUUUUAACAUGGGUUUAGUUGGCGUAAUAGUGAUAAGAACAAUAAAAAUUAGAGACAUAUAAAAACCAGCUGGACUUUGCUGAAAAAAUAUAUGACAGAAUAACAAUCUCCUCACAUCCUUCAUUGUUUUUAAAAUUUAAAAAUGCUUGCACUCUUGUACAAUGUUUUUUCAUGUCUUUAUCUCACUUGUCUACCUUUCACUGAAGUGCGUUUUUAACUCUAAGCUUUGAGUCGUUAUGUCGAGGUACUGUACACAUUAGCAUCCAGCAUGUUCUCGGUGUCAGACUGACUCAGAUCAUCAUUUAAAUAAUGACUCACACUAAAAGUGGCUUAGGUCAGUGUUGCCGGCUUGAUGUUUCAUUGUUGAGCUGAAUCACCAACUUGAAGAGCCAAAUACAAAAAAAAAAAAAAGGUUUAUCUUCAUAUUAUAAGUUGUAUAAACUGUAUAUACUGUGAUGGAUAACCUGAACACUUCACAUGCCAAAACAUUUUUAUCUCUGUACUCUGUAAGUCACUUGAAAAUGUAACUCUUCUCACUUUUCUCUAAAAGCCAACUGGAUUUAAUCACAGCCUCACUUUACAAGCUCAUACACAACAAAGCCUUAACAGCCGCUUGGUCUGUCAGUUAAAAAAAAAAAAAAAAUUAAUAGGGUUUUCUGAACAAUAUGUUUCAUAUUAAAAUUUCUGCCUCUUGUUCUUCAGCCAUAUCAGCACUGAAACACAGACUCAGUACUGUAGCAUCUUGUUCCUGGUUGUUUUUUCACUCAGUAUCAGGGUCAGAUUUGGCGUCUCAGAACUGUGAAGUAUUGCCAAGGUGUUGGUGUACUUUUAUAACACGUUAGCUCUGCUAUGUAAGGCUUUUGUUCUAACAAUGCUUCCAUCUUCUUACACAGGUCCUGUGUGCUGUAUUUCUUAGGUUGAUUAAGAAACACUGAUGUCUUUACUUAAAAUACACAUUAGCUGGGGAUGUACUGAUUUAGAUUUUGUGUCCAAAUUCCAAUUUUUGUGUUUGUAUAGCUCUGACAUAGCCGGUGCUGUAGACCAUUCUGCUUUUAGCUAGUUUCCAUUUCUCAUUUAAUUAGAAUGUAAAAGUAUUCUAAAUAUGUUCUUAGCCUUCUACCUUGUGUAAAAAGCACGGGUUGCUGUUAAACAGGGUUUACAUUUAUUUUAGUGCAAAAAGAAAAUUAUUAUAGAGUUCAUAUUUUAAGCUGUCUUUAGCAUCCUAUAUUAGCAGCUAGAAUAGUUAUUAUUCAUAGCUAUGAAAGGCCUAGAGCAGUGCUUCUCAAACUUUAACUCCUCAGUAAAUGUUAUGUUUUCCAAGUACCUCCAUCUUUAUCUACAUUUUAAAACUGUAUUACUACAGUAGUUGGACUUUUUAAGUUUGUUGUGUUAAAUCAUCAAAACAAAAAGGAUUAAUCAGCUAGCUCUGGUAAAUAAUACAAUGCAAAACAGGCAAAAUUUCCAAGCUUUAUGCUUGGAGAAAAUUAACAAAAAUGCCAGAUUCCCAGAAUCCACCGUAUCGUAACACCAUAUUUAUUGCAACAACAUUAAAGGCCUUUCACUAGCUCCACCGUCUACAUUAAGUAGUGCUGCUAAACAGCAUGGAAGAAUCAUAAUAAUUAAUAUUUUAAAAUACUGAUAUUCGUUAGUUUAAGAAUAGCAAUCCCUGUCAUGUUGGGAUUGGGUUGGGAGUGUUUGCAGACGGCACCAGUUCAUAAAUCACAUUUCAUACUGCAAUAUUUCCCCCCCCCCAUUAACAAUAAAUUAUAAUAGGCUGGAACUGGAAUAUGUCUCAGUUGGUUUCCCAGAUUUACAUCUUGACUCCAGAGGUACUUUUACUCCAGUUUGAGAACCAUUGCUCUAGAGAACAAUGUAGCCCAUUAUUUGCACUCUGAUAUUUACAAAGGGCUGCCAACAUUUCCAAGUUAAGCAUGUUCAACUUUGUUGUAAUAUCUUCUUCCCUUCUGCCCAAACAAUCCCUGUUUGCGGACUUCUCCUUACAGAAAACAAAAAAAAAACAUUUUUUUAAUGCUUCCUACGCCUCUUGUGCUUUCUCUGACAUUGUUUGGGACGUCUCAGUGUUACUGUACAUAGCUAACUAUCACUCUUUUUUAAUAAGUAACAUAUCCCACACCAAAGUGUGAAUCCAAACACAAUAGCAUUUAUGCUGUGUUCUUAUUCCAUUUAAACUCCAAAGUCAGAUUUUCCAAGGUCCCGAUUGGAAAUACAACAAAAGCACCACCUGAAAUUUGAAUUCCAACUUGGAAAAUCAGAGAUCUCUUUAAAGUGAUUGAGCUAAAAAAAAAAUCAAAUAAGGCUCUUUUCCAUUAAAAAAACAUAGUUAAAGUUGUUGGGACACGCAAUUUUUAGUACUUUUUAGUAUCUAACAUCACUCGCUAAUAUGAGUCGUAUAUUAGUGAUAUACAUAGAAAUGUGUAACCUCUAUUUGUAAACUUAUUACCUUUAAUGUCUGAAAGCAUAAAAAGAUGAGAAAUGUGUUAUCGGAAAGUACUGCUUCUAGUAGUUGGCUCUGCAAAGCAAAUUUGCAAAUCCAACUGGUUUUCAGACAUGCAGCUAAAAUAUCCAAGUCCAGUUAGACAUUAUUUCGCCAUCUUAUUUCAAACCUAUGGGAUAAAUCAAACGGCAACAGCUUUGGUCUGUUCACUGACUGGGAAGCUAUCAGACUGUUGAGUUUCCAGAAGUCUAUCACUGUUCAAGCUAAAUAUCAUCUAGAUCUGGUCACUGGCCAAUUCCUAUGUGCAACUGUAUUUAUUUGCUUCACUUAAUGUUAAAGUAUAUGCUGCCUGUUACUAUAAACAUUGGCUAAAAAGAUAUUUAUGGGCAAUAUAUGUGUAACGUCCAUGGAUGCACUGAGCCACGUGACGAUGAGGCUUUUGACAGCAGGUAUUUGUAAAUACAAGUAUAGAAUAUAUGUACGUUUGCCUCCCUACUUUAAAUAUUGUAUACCAGAGGUUGUUGAAUUUAAGAUUUGUUGCCAGCAGAAUAUGGUAUAAAAUGACGAGCUUGACGAGAAAGGCUUGGUUAAAGUUAUACAAGCUGCAAUAUCUGCCCCAGUUAAGAGGUGCAGUGCAAUAACGUUAAACUCCUGUGUACAGUUCUGGCUUGUAUGCUUAUGUCGGUUAUAUAACUAUAUAUGUCUUUACAGUGGCACUCUGCUUGCUGUGCUAAGAUUUCCACUUUGUUCGAGCGGCACUGGUGCAACCGGGGGAAGCACACAGACAAAAAGGCUUCUGUAAACACUCGACGGGGUUAAGUUGAUCAAAGAGCACAGUUGGCUCUUUGAGCAGCAGAAAGUGACCCGAAAGACACUCUUUCAGUCCUGUUUUGAUUUUUUUUUUUUUUUUUACAGCUUCCAAACCCGAAAGCAGCUAUGAGCCGGGAACAAAGUGACACAUCGGUUUCUGAAUACGCUACCUAGCAAGUGCUCCAGAUUAUUCGCUAUGAGUCAUAUAUUUACUGUCAGUGCAGACCUGGUCCAGGCAACAAGCAUCAGGCUGCCUUGUUUUUGAAUACCUCUCAGAAUGAACACUGUUACAGGGUAACUGAGCCAUACUGGUUUUAUUCAGCAGGACUAAUAUCUUCUGUGUGUUUACAUACAGGAAUAAUAUCAGCUUUACUAAAAUCAGCAUCUUAGUGUAUACCAGUAAAAUGUGCAAGUUUAGUGUGAAGCUGCAACAAAUUUGUAAUUUGGUGCCAUGAGAUAUUCAGACACAUUUAUUUCUGUUAAGUUCUUGUAUUUCACUCUCUUCAAAAAAAAAAGAGGCUUUGCAAAAGUAUCCAUAUAUCCUAAACUUAAACAUAGUGCAAUUCUACAGCUACUAACUGUAAUAUACUUAAUUGGAGUUUUUUUUUUAAAUCAAGACAAACCUCAAAAUGAUUGUGAAUGAGGUAAAAACGAAAUGUUUUCUUUAAUGCUUUUUUUUUUUUUUUUUUUUACAAAUACAGAUUUAAAAACUGUGGUGUGCAUUUGUAUUUGGCCCCAUCAGCCAAUAUUUUUAUAAACAGAAAUGUAUCUCGUUAUUAGCCUUGUGAGGUAUCUCUGGACUAGCUGUGCACAACUGGAGACUGAAAUGCUUGCUCACUAUUUGGCAAAAUAGCUCAAGUUCAGAUUCCACGAGCAUUAUUUCCAAGCCCAUCUAUAAGUUCUUAACUGGACUUGGGAUUUAAGACUUUGACUAGGUCAUUUUAACACCUGGAAGUGCUUCGAUUUAAGCCGUUCCAUUGUAGCUCUGGUUGCAUGUUUAUGAUGAUUAUCGUCGUGAAAUAGGAGCACAGUCACAUGCCGAUCACAAGUUUUCUUCCAGGAUUGCAGUGUAUUUAUCUCAAUUCAGCUUCUCAUCAGCCCUGACUAGUUUCCCUGUGGUUGCUGAAGCUUUUCCCACAAAAUCAUGCUGUCCCCACCAUAGGGACGGUGUGUGCAGAGGUAUUUGCAGUGUUUAGUUAAAUAUCUAAUUUGGUCUUAUCUAACCAGAGCACCUUCUUCCAUAUUUAUGCUGUCUCCCCCACGGUGUUCAGCAGACUUCAAACAGGAAGUUGUGCUUUCAACAGUGGCCUUCUGCUUCCCACUCUUUAGCAUUAGGUAGGUGUCCUCUCAAGGCCAAAUGGUUGCACUGGAUUAUCUCUAAGGGUAUCAGAUUUAAGGGGGCUGAUUAUAAUUGCACACCUUUUUUUUUGUCUGUUUUGUCUAAAAUAAUGUUAAAACCCAUAGUUUCCCUUCCACUUCAGUUUUAUUCACUACUCUUUCUUGACCAGUCACAUAGAAUCCCAAUAGAAUACAUUGAAAUUUGUGGUUGCAAUGUGACAAAAUGCAAAAUUCAAUGGGUGUGGAUACUGUUGCAAGGCACUGUGCAUUUUAUACACUGUUCAUUUCUAAGAUUUUGACCUAAUGCUUUAAAAUAAUGCAAUUCAGAGUUUGAUUUUCUUCAAUUUUUUUGGACUGUUUUCAUGUUAAAAAUAUACAAAGUUUUAAACGUUUUUUAUAAACCUUGGGAUAUCUGCAGUAGAAGGACAUUGAUCGGUUUCAUUUUUUUAGGAUUUCAAGCGUCUACUUUCUGGACUAACAUUUUGUGCAGCGUGUAAUCUUUCAAUAGAAGCCCUUUGUGUCAAAAAUGACUGUAAAAAUAUGUCAGGAUGACUCACCUGAUGUCUCUGUAUACAUUUGGGCACUGUGAAUAAAACAAUAAAGUUUUUUUUUUUGUUUUUGAGGUAA
Poecilia latipinna (sailfin molly) is the source of this 7670-nucleotide messenger RNA. Its product is annotated as cAMP-specific 3',5'-cyclic phosphodiesterase 7B. Gene Ontology annotation, molecular function: 3',5'-cyclic-nucleotide phosphodiesterase activity. Lineage: Eukaryota; Metazoa; Chordata; Actinopteri; Cyprinodontiformes; Poeciliidae. The transcript has 12 exons. Bases 495 to 2087 code for a protein of 530 amino acids. The record is from RefSeq and is a predicted model, not a curated record. Gene Ontology annotation, biological process: signal transduction.